AUGUCAGCCCAAUCUCCAAACAUUGUAGCAUCACACUACAGAAUCGACGUCAAGAUUGGAGAAGGUUCGUUUGGCGUCAUAUUCAAAGGGUAUGAUCUAUUACGGAACAAUCAGCCUGUUGCAAUCAAGUUUGAGUCUCGCAAGACCAAGGUUCCACAACUGAAAGAUGAAUUUACUGCCUAUAAACAACUCAACAGUCGCAUUGAAUACCAUAGAAGAUAUCAACAAGGACAAACUUCGCUGGGAGGUCAAGAUACAGACGAUGAGAACCUGGAUGUGGUCAAGUAUGAGGGAAUACCCAAAGUGUAUUAUUUUGGCAACGAGGGGCUCUAUAACAUACUGAUCAUUCAACUUUUAGGCCCUUCCUUGGAGGACUUGUUUGAUUGGUGCGGAAGACAGUUCUCAAACUUGACAGUAGCUAUGAUUGCUCGUCAGAUGAUUGAACGAAUCCGUUUAGUGCAUGAUAAUUUGUUGAUUUACAGAGAUAUCAAACCAGACAAUUUCCUCAUUGGUGAUUAUGAAGGAACGGGUCAGGAUAACUUGAUUUACUUGGUUGACUUUGGAAUGGUGAAGCAAUACAGAAAUCCAAACACUGGAAAACAUAUUCCGUAUAGAGAGAAGAAAGCAUUGAGUGGCACCGCUCGAUACAUGUCCAUCAACACGCAUUUAGGAAGGGAACAGUCCAGAAGAGAUGAUUUGGAAAGUCUGGGGCACGUUUUCCUUUAUUUUUUGAAAGGAGAAUUGCCCUGGCAAGGUUUGAAGGCUAACAGCAACAAGGAAAAGUACGAAAAGAUAGGAGAGAAGAAAAGAAAUACCCCAUUAGAAGAAAUAUGUGCAGGGUUUCCACCACAAUUUCGCCGGUAUAUGGAGUAUGUUCGAAGCCUUAAGUUUGAGGAUACUCCUGAUUAUGCUUAUUUAAUUGGGUUGAUGAAUGAAGUGGUGCGAAUCGAGACGGAAGGUAUAGAGCCUAUUACCCCUGCACCAGCUUCCUCGUCCUCCCAAGCUCCAUCGGUAGACCUUCGAUACGAUUGGAUGAGGCUUAAUGAUGGGAAAGGGUGGAACUGGGCAACCAACAAGAAGACAAACCUAAAUGGUUACUCGCAGCCCAAGAAGAAUAGACCUACUCCUGUUAGCAAUCUCCCACAGAGGAAGAGGACUGAUAAGAAACUAACUGAUUCCAAGUUCCCCAACUAUGGAUCUAACUAUGGAUCUAAUAAUUAUGCUCGCCAACAGGCUGAAACUACCGAGAGAUCUCAUUCAUACUGUUGCUGCUGGUAG
This is a messenger RNA of Komagataella phaffii GS115, 1278 nucleotides long. Its product is annotated as Palmitoylated, plasma membrane-bound casein kinase I isoform. The coding region runs from base 1 to 1278 and encodes 425 amino acids. The record is from RefSeq and is a predicted model, not a curated record. Lineage: Eukaryota; Fungi; Ascomycota; Pichiomycetes; Pichiales; Pichiaceae. Gene Ontology annotation, cellular component: cytoplasm; nucleus. Gene Ontology annotation, biological process: signal transduction; endocytosis; peptidyl-serine phosphorylation. The transcript has a single exon. Gene Ontology annotation, molecular function: ATP binding; protein serine/threonine kinase activity.